GUAUGGAGCUGACAGCUUCCUCCAUCUCUCUGAUGAUGAAUGUGUUGGUGUUGAUCUUGUGUGCUCACAUCGGCCUUUCACAAACAUCAGAGCGUACUUUCCCUCGUAUUGUUCCAUCCCAACUGCAGUUCUUUGAAUACAGCAAUCUCACUGUGACCUGUGAGGGAUUUUUUAAUGACAUGAUCCAAUGGAGGGUGCUGAGGAAGGAUGAGAAAAAAAAAACUCCUUGUAACAAAAAUACUGAUGCUUUUGGAGCGUGCCACAUUGAAAUGGUGUAUCCAGCCGACUCUGGAGAAUACUGGUGUGAGAAUGACAACAAAAGGAGGAGUGAAGGAGUCCUGAUCACAGUCACAGCGGCUGAUGUAAUCCUGGAGAGUCCAGUUGGUCCGGUGAUGGUUGGAGAUAAUGUUACUCUUCGUUGCAUUAAAAACCCAACUCUAAAACCCUCCACAAAGUUUGACUUCUACAAAGAUGGUGUCCGUGUGAACACAAGUUCAACUGGAGAGAUGAUCCUCCACAACAUCUCACUGUCUGAUCAGGGGCUCUAUAAAUGUAACGUAUCUGAAAAGGGGUUCACCAAAGAAAAUCUGCUGCAAGUUAAAGCUGUGCUCCUGGAGCUUCCUGAUCGGCCUGUGCUGGAGGGAGAGAACGUGACUCUGUUCUGUAGAGACAAGAUGGCCGCUUCAAACUACAUGACUUUUUUCUACAAAGACGAUGAAAUGAUCGGGAACAGUUCCUCUGGAAAGUUGACUCUGAACAAAGUUUUCAAAACAGACGAAGGAGUUUACAAGUGCCAAACCUCAGAGGACAGAGAGUCGGAGGAGCAGUGGCUGGCUGUGAGAGGGACUAGCUUCAUCACUUCUGAUUCUUCAGGUGCAACAGGGUCUACAUGGACACUGGUCUCUGGUCUAGCUGCUCUGCCGUUGCUGCUGAUAGUUUUGGUGUUCAUCUAUAAAAAAUGCAAAAGUCAUCGUGGUCCCACCUCCAGACAUCAAGCCACAACCGAGUAUGAACAGCCCACAGAAAUCUAUUCUGUGAUUGAAAACAACAAGACUGCACGAAACCAAAACGCUCGUGAACCAAGCAACGACGCUCCACGGGAGGUGUACUCCACAGUGAACAAGAAGAAAAAGAACCAAAGGCAGAGCAGUGAGACUACGGUGUACGCUCACGUUAGAAAGAACAAAGGCAAAAGACCCAGGGACGUGGCAGAGAACACUGUUUAUUCUCUGCUUAAGGUGGAUACUUUCUAAACAGCAACUUUGGAAUAUUUUUUAUGUAUGGCCUUCUGUAAUCUAAGAUCUGUUCAGUAUGCAAAUGCUAAUUCACAAUGUACCAGGUUAAAAAGCAUGUCUCUGAACGCAAGGCUGGCCCACGAUAACAUGCAUCUGUGGUUAUGUUUGGAUCAACAGACUUACCGUAUUUUCCGGGCUAUUGCUCUUAAGCCUCUAACCCCAUAAAAAAUGACUGCGCGCCCCACAAUCCAGAGCGCCUUAUACACAAAUCCACCCUGGUGUCCCAGCAUGACUUCACUAAACUACAAAGCUGCACCACCCGCAGAACACACAAACACACACGGAGCAGACAGCGACCGCACAGCCACAAACACCCACAGACACACUCAUCACUCCACACCGACGAGGAACAGAACGGAGGAACGAACCGAAAAAAGCGAGUGCAAUGUGCCACUUCUAGACACAACUGAACAACUGAGUCACUGCGAACACGCCGACAAUCCGAUGGUCCUCAGACACACCCUCCCUACACGCCACAACUGAACAAAGCCCAGAGUCACUGUGAACGCCACAAACAAACAAAACCAUUCACCCAUCACACUGUUGUGUUUCCUUUAAAGUCCAGUGCGGUUUAUUUGUGAAAAAAGUUCAAAAAUAGACCAUUUAAUGACUAAUAGCCUGGAAAAUAUGGUAGUCUGCACAACACUUUUCUGUCCAGUCAUUGCUACUGCUCUGUCUGUGCAAAC
Molecule: messenger RNA, 1981 nt
Organism: Boleophthalmus pectinirostris (great blue-spotted mudskipper)
Lineage: Eukaryota; Metazoa; Chordata; Actinopteri; Gobiiformes; Gobiidae
Product: Fc receptor-like protein 3
Exons: 10
Coding region: 3-1253 (416 amino acids)
Biological process (GO): cell surface receptor signaling pathway
Molecular function (GO): transmembrane signaling receptor activity
Source: RefSeq, a predicted model, not a curated record